AGUUUAUAGUUGAUAGUUCUAUUCUCAAAUGUACUUAGAGAAAGGCAUCAACUCUACUCACUUGACCUGAGUUGUUCACAUCUUUCUUUCCUUUUUCUUUCAGCAUUUGAUUUUCUUCUUAUUUUUUCUUUUGGUCUGUUCUGAAUUCUGAUUGAAAGUUGGAUUUUUCUGCAUGAAGAUCCCAAUAGAUUCUCUUGGUAAGAUUUAUAAGGGAAGUCAGUAAAAAAAACACAGAGGAUCUUGUUCACUGCCCUUUCCUUCUUUCGAAAAGUUAGGCUUACCAAGAGACCGUAAUAAGUGAAAUACUCAAUAGAUGAAGGCUCAACUUGGGAGAUCUCUAAAAAGACAAAAUGUCAGCCUGUCUUAUUCUCUGUCUCUUUUAAGGCUUUGCAUACUACCCUUGUAUUCCUGUGGGUCUUUGGUUUUCCAUAAAAUCUAAUAUUAUUGAGACCAUUUCAAACAUAUUGAGAUAUCCUUGCAGAAUCUGAGGCAAGUUCUGAUUUUGGUGGCUCUUCAUCCAUUCAGAGAAAAUGGAGAAGACCCAUUUGUAAAGAAGCCACCUUGAGAUGUUUUUUUGGUUUUGAUUUUUGGGUGUUAUAGGCAAAUCAUCAAUGGAAAAUGGUAGAUAUGGUUUAUACAGGCAGAGCAGUGGUCUGUGGAGGUCCUUGAGAGAUGGAGACUUUGAGGAAGAAGAUGUUUGGGCUGUUCUCAGAGAUAGGACAGAUUCGACUUCCAUGAUUGGCAAAUCCAAAGAACCUUCUACUUCUGUUCCUAGACCACUCCCAAGUGCUUCAAGAAUGAUACCAAGGGCUACAAAUAGUAGUUGUAGUAGUAAUGGAUCUUCUCAUGAACCCAAAAUUGUUCAGCAAUCAGCACCUGUGAACAUUCCUGACUGGUCAGCGAUUUAUGGAAAGAAGUCAAAAAAGGCCUCUAAGAAUGCUUCAUGGCAUGAUGAUGAUGAUGAUGAUGAUCAUGGGGUUAUGAAUGAUGCAGGGGACAGUGAUGAAGAUGAGGAUGAGGAUGAGUACAAUUACAGGUUACCCCCACAUGAAAUUAUUUCUAGGAGGCUUGCAAGAAGUCAGAUAUCUUCUUUCUCUGUUUUUGAAGGUGUUGGGAGGACUCUGAAAGGAAGGGACCUUAGCAAGGUGAGGAAUGCUGUCCUAACAAGAACUGGUUUCCUUGAAUCACCUUGAAGGGCCUAUGAAAUUCCUUAUGCUAUUUUACUUUUUCUUUCUGUGAUUCUAUGUACAGGGGCUUGUGGUGGUUCUUAGUCUUGGAGGUUGUAUUAUAUGUGGUUUGUGUUUAGGGUGUGAGAAAUCAGAAAUCCCUUUUAAUGUAAAAACAUUAAUUGGUCCAAUUUCCAAUGGUACCUUCCCUUUGAUAA
Messenger RNA from Quercus robur (English oak), 1384 nucleotides. RefSeq lists its product as uncharacterized. Lineage: Eukaryota; Viridiplantae; Streptophyta; Magnoliopsida; Fagales; Fagaceae. The record is from RefSeq and is a predicted model, not a curated record. Bases 612 to 1193 code for a protein of 193 amino acids. The transcript has 3 exons.